UGAACUGCAGGCAAUCUACAACUCGCCUCCAACGUACACAUUUUCUACCCUCCUCUUCCGUUCUAAUCUUUAGUUGUUUGCUUGGAGCCCUCCGGACUCCAUACCUUACCCCGAACGUCCCCCACCUUUGUGUCGCUGAAAUCGUGAAGCCCAGCCACGCGACCGGCCCGCGACUGCCUUGUGACAUGCCCAAGAAACGACAUCAUCAAGCCAAGUACUCCAAGCCACAGUCCACGGCUCCAGCUUCUCUUGGGUCCACGAGAUCGACUCAGGCCGGUAAUGCCGAGUUCCGAACCUCUGCUGUCCACUCUUCUGUAGCUUUUUGUUCCCUGUAGCUAAUGUCACCCCGUAUAGAUGGACAGCCGAAAGGGGUCAACGAACUGUUGGCCGACUUACGUCGGGCAUCUCUAGUCUCGUCUAACCAUCCAUACUCUGUCACCUCGCCCGUCUCUUAUUCAUCCAUUGUGUCCACGGCAUCAUCCAGCGCACAGCCCGCGACUCUUCCUCCGGCCCUCCGGCAGAUCCUCCAAAUCCCUGAGACACCUCCCCCUCCACCUCGGAGACCCGUGCGAGUAGAUGACCAUGGAAGGAGGUUGCCCCCUGGGCCGCGCCCACCUCGCAGCUGGUUAGAAAGACGUGACAAUGUUCUUCGACCGGGGAGGCGGAGCAAACGCGACCAUGAACGCCAUCUCAACUUCCACAAGAUACCUGGGACUUACUCACCGGAUCAGGGCUCUCUAAUGGACAAGCUGCUGCGGAAGAUGGUAAGCGACUGGGAUUUUCAAAGUGUCUACAAUCGAUACUACCUACCGUCACUACACAGCCGCGUGCGGUCGUUGUUGAUUGAGUAUCUGAGUCUUGGGGGUGAUCGAGGUGUCACUGUUGCUGAUCUGAGAAGCAUCCUACUACCCGCGGGGUUGGUUGACGACGAGGAUGCCCAUGCCAACAAUGCGGAUGUUCACGCCGAUGCUCAUACUCAAUCACAGAUUCCCGGCGCGGAGAAAUUUCCCGAUGCCGAAAUCAUUGCCUCUUUAAACAGAGACGUCUAUUUCCUCGAUCUGUCAGGUUCACUUGGCCGGUCCAUAACCGUCAAAGAACUCACAAACACUCUCUUCCCCCCAGCGUUACAAUCCUCUUCAGAAACCGUCCAGGACUCAUGGGACGUUGCAGUUCUCCCGUCCCUUCCCCAACAACUCCUUCCUAAUCUUUCCCAUCUCUCCCUCGCGGUUAGCCCGUCAGAAUCUCCCACAGUAUCGUGGAAACAGCUCCUCGCCCUGGCUGGCAAGCUUCCCACCUUAACGCACCUGAGCCUAGCCUACUGGCCAGAACCCAGUCUGACGCCUAACGCAAAGUUCACUACGGUCGUGGGUAACCAGGGACGGUCCUAUCAGUACGGAGGGACUGGUCCCUACUCGCACAGCCUCGACGACGACUGGAUUGAGGCCAUCAUAUUGCUGCGCAAGCUCAGCAAGAGUUUGUACAGGCUCGAAUAUCUCGAUCUCACCGGUUGCGGGACCUGGUUCGGUGCUCUCAUGCAGAAUAGUCAGGGCACCCAGGUCGAUUGGACGACCGACUGGGGCAAGAUACAGACCCUUCGGCUACGGUACGGGUUCGGCAUCAGCGAGGACACACCCCUGGCCGACGGGAAUGAACUAGCCCGGGUUAGGUCGACGGCGAUGCAGAUCGAGAAGCAUAUCGUGGGGCAGAGAGCAGGCAAAGGACGGUUCAUCCACGUAGAUAGAGAUGUUGCAUAAUUGUGACACCAUAUAUUUAUAUCAAAUAGGUGUCACGGGUCGCAAUAUAUGAAAAUCGAGGGAAGACGUUUCAGGAACCAGGGAUGUCUUCACCGUAAUUCAUCGUCGUACAAGUCGUUCACCUGAUCUUAUUCCUAGUACAUCCGUGCCGCGAUUGACAUUAUGGGCUGAAGCCCUGGAGAAGAUUUUGCAGGAUGAGGAUUUGGCCAGGUUUUCCAAGGAGGCUAACAGAAUUGCCAGGCUUGA
Messenger RNA from Sodiomyces alkalinus F11, 2000 nucleotides. RefSeq lists its product as hypothetical. NCBI's taxonomy places the organism in Eukaryota, Fungi, Ascomycota, Sordariomycetes, Glomerellales, Plectosphaerellaceae. The transcript has a single exon. The coding region runs from base 339 to 1754 and encodes 471 amino acids. The record is from RefSeq and is a predicted model, not a curated record.